Drosophila obscura is the source of this 2650-nucleotide messenger RNA. RefSeq lists its product as uncharacterized. NCBI's taxonomy places the organism in Eukaryota, Metazoa, Arthropoda, Insecta, Diptera, Drosophilidae. The coding region runs from base 1618 to 2376 and encodes 252 amino acids. The record is from RefSeq and is a predicted model, not a curated record. The transcript is spliced from 2 exons.
UAGGUAGUUGUAACUCGUACCGCCUACCGUUCAGACGUGCUUCGUGACGUGCUCCGGCCCAUGAUCAGAUUGUGAGACACCUGCAACAACACGGAACGCCAGCUGAUGCGCAACAGAUAAAGAAAGAGGCUCUCUAACCAGACAUUUGAUACCAGACCGAUACGGAAGGGCCACGGACGUAUAUCAGCAAAUAAAAACACAGGUUGCAAACGCUGAAAACUGGAAAUUCUCGUGGAAAGUGGGUAAAAGUGCCUCUUGAGUGAAAAUUGACGCGGGAGAAAACACAAGUAAGCAACAAAAGCAAAGCCAGAGGUGGAACUGAUCAGCUACUGCAGCGACGUGAGUGGACCAGACACGCAACGCAACUGCACCAAGCGCUGAAAGCUUGUCAAAGCUGUAACAUAACACGGAUCGGAACCUGCAUGCUGUAACGUAAGACAAACUAUCCACAGCAUACUUUCAGGCGUCAACAAAAUAAUAAAUUGUAAAAAUAUAAAAGCUUAACAUAAAAAAAAAAAUAGAACCACAAAGAUGUCACUAAACAGGACUCCUCCAGGUGCAAAGCAGAUGCCCCCAGGUACGCCGCUGGGAGACGUGAUGCAGGCCAUCAACCAAAUGGGCCAACGGUUCGACAAAUUGGCAACAAAGGAGGAUAUAGGGACGUUAAAGUCCCAAUUAGAAUCAGUGUCCGACCAGAUCGAAACUCUUAAAGCGGAGAAUGAGACUCUAAAGCGCGAUUUCCAUCAAUUAAAAAGCGACAGAGAGCAGGACCGAAAGGAGCUUAGCAGACUCGAGCAAAGCAGCAAGGCCCGGAACCUAAUUUUCAAAGGCCUAGAGAAGGAAGAUGCCACAAAGGAGGGAGUGGAAAAAUUGCUACGGGGUAAAAUGGCGAUCCUGAACGUAUCAGUACGAGAAACCCGAGAGCUCUACCAACGAAACAAUAAGAUGGGAGUGCUGGUGGAAAUGGAGAAUGCUUCGGCGAUAAAUGAGCCAACAGCAGCAAGAAAACAAGCUGGCCCUAAUGCAGUUGAAAAAGGAGCUGGUUUCCAUAAACAAGAACCAUAGAGCCUUCGUCAAAAAUGACCAGAUCUGUGUAGAGGGCAAAUGGGUGUCCUUUAACAACGCCCACGAGCUCACUUGCAAAGGAAAGCCAGCUAACUCGAUUCUAAAGGAACUCUAUGGCGCUGCAUUGGAUGAAACCGACAUUACUCACACGCGACUUCUCACCAAAGCCAGGGAAUCAAAAAACUAGAACGGCAAAUACGCACUUAAAACAGCAUACACAUUAAUAUAUUGUCAUACAACAUCGCAGGUUUAGCAAACAAAUAAAUACUUAUGAAAUAUUUUUCCUAUACGAAACAUUUGUCGACCAAAACAUGCAGCAGUACGAACCAUACUUCCCAAAUCAUAUUCUGUCAUGGGAGCCAGUCGUAAGAACGGCAGCUAGAGGAAGAGAAAGUGGUGGUCAACUAAGAGGCAUCCACACAGACUUAGUCGCAUCUGGAUGUUGCAGCUUUCACGACAUCAGUGGCGCAGAAUCUAUAAAAAUCGUAAACGAGGACGAACACCUUCCUCAACUGCAAUGGCUGGCAAGGCUAUUAUGAUCAACUAUGCGACAUGAUCCAAGAGUCCACGAGUUCUAGUGUAAUGGUCGUGGGUGACCUUAAUGCUAGAAUAGGAACACAUCAGGGCACCCCUGUGAGUAAAGACCACGCAGGAAAAUUCGAAAUGCUAAUCAGGGCAGCAAAGGAUAUUAAAGUAGACACCAAUGGCAAGAAUGUAAUAGAGAUGUGCGAGGACAACAGCUUCACGGUCCUUAACGGCAGAACGCAAAGCGGCGGGGACGAAAGUUACACCUUCAAAGGAGGCCAAGCGGUGUCCACAAUAGACUACUGUCUUAUCAAUGGCAUGUGGCAUAAUCGCAUUGAUGAUAUGCAAGUAGUGCCCGAAACUUUCUCGGACCACUUACCGUUAGCGAUACAAAUCGACCUUCGCGCACAACCCAAUCCACACGACAACAAACUGCUCCCGAAACUGCAAUGGAACGAUAGGUACCGACAACAGUACAGAGCCCAACUCGAGCAGAAAAGCGAACGGCAAGACUGCCAACCCGAAGCACCUAAUAUUGAGACCCUAACAAACUGGAUAAAGAUAGCGGCAGCCUGCAUGCAAAAACCCACCCACUAUACAAGAAAACAGCCAUGGUUCGACUCUGAAUGCCAUCGGGCGAGACAAAGAUCAAUGAUCACAUGGAAACGGUCACUUCACACAGGCAAUGCGGAUGAGAAGCGGGAGUACCAAGAAGCCAACACAGCCUUCAAAACAAUGUGCAGAAAAAAAAGGACGACCACUAUAGGAAUAUGGAGCUUAAAGUAAAUAAUAUUAAAGAUAGCAAGGGUUUCUGGGAGUUUGUCAGGAGGUUGAAUGGGAUCAAUAGGAGCAUGCAAAUCAGAGUUGAACCGGACAGCUUAGCGCAGCAUUUUAAAAAUCUACAGGACAACCAAGCGAUACAGCACUAUUUUGCUUUGCCAUAUACCGUAAAUAGAGAGCUAGACCAGGAAAUAUCGCAGUGGGAAGUCAAGGCAGCAGUGAACAAGAGCAAAAACUGUAAAGCCCCCGGAAUCGACCGGAUACCAGCAGAAUUCCUAAA